Penicillium nucicola is the source of this 1530-nucleotide messenger RNA. Its product is annotated as cytochrome P450. The record is from RefSeq and is a predicted model, not a curated record. Gene Ontology annotation, molecular function: iron ion binding; monooxygenase activity; oxidoreductase activity, acting on paired donors, with incorporation or reduction of molecular oxygen. The transcript has 3 exons. NCBI's taxonomy places the organism in Eukaryota, Fungi, Ascomycota, Eurotiomycetes, Eurotiales, Aspergillaceae. Bases 1 to 1530 code for a protein of 509 amino acids.
AUGUUGGAUGUCACUUCAAUACUCUCAGUGGGCGUGGCCCUUUUACUGGGAUACGUGAUGGUCAACCGAGCUGGCAAACAUCAACCUCUCGAACCACCCCUGAUUUCUAGUUCAAUCCCUGUAAUCGGCCAUCUGGCCGCUUUCAUUUACUAUGGACUUGAAUAUUUUGCGUCGCAAAGUGCAAAAACCCCCUUGUCAGCCUUCAGCCUAGAUAUGCUCUUCAACAAGGUGUAUGUGAUCAAGUCCCCCGAGUUGGUCUCAGCCGUGAGACGGAAUCACCGCUCGAUGUCCUUCGAGCCUCUAUUCACCCGCACAGCAGAAUGCGCUGGGGGCAUCACAGGACAUGGUCUUGAGCUGCUUCGCGGGAAGGAAUCCCAGGGUCAAGGACUUGGGCAUCACACAGUCACUACUAUGCGUCCUACCCUCCUAGGCGAGGGAUUGGAUGAGUUGAACACCAAGAUGAUGGAGUGUGUUCAACAGAGUGUCAAGGAGCUGAGGGCCCAUCGUGGCAAGAUUGAUCUUUAUGAGUGGUGCACUCUCGCAAUGACAAUUGCCAGUACAGAUGCCAUCUAUGGACCGCUUAACCCCUACAAAGAAAAGAAGAACCGUGAUUCUUAUUGGGAAAUCGAAAACAACUUAAGCUAUCUCAUGAUGGGGUUUGCACCAUGGUUGAUUGCACGGAAGGCAUGGAAAGGUCGCGAACAAUUGUCAAAUGCCUUCCUGGAAUACUACAAAGCUGAUGGCCAUCUGAACUCAUCACGGCUGGCAUACACACGCUGGGAAACACAGCUUGAUGGUGGAGCAAAACUAGAAGAUAUAGCUCGACUGGAAGCAAUCAUGGGUCUUGGAAUUCUCUCCAACACAGUCCCAACCUGCUACUGGGCAAUCUUCGACCUGUUCUCCCGCCCAGAGCUGCUAAAACAGACUCGAGAUGAGAUACGCCAGUACGCGUUAUCUGUCAACUCGGAGGGGCUCCAUACAGUCGAUUUAGCAACUGUUCAAGAGAAAUGUCCAUUGUUACUUGCAUGCCUGCAGGAAACCCUUCGAAUUCGCUCCAACUCUGCCCAGCUGCGUGUGAUAUUUGAAGAUACGAUGUUAAGCGAAUCUUGUCUCGUCAAAGCGGGCUCCAUCCUUGUUAUGCCAUCUGCAGUGAUCAACCGCAGUGUAUCGGCAUGGGGAAAUGACCCGGACUCGUUUGAUCCUCAGAGAUUUAUAGACCCAGAAGGAAGGAGGACCAAAGCUUCAGGCUUUAUGUCUUUUGGCACCUCUCCUCAUAUCUGUGCUGGUCGGCAUUUCGCCACUGGGGAAAUCAUUGCUUUGAUGACCAUGUUGAUCCUUCAGUUUGACAUCUGCCCUGUUGGAGGGGAGUGGGUUGAACCGCCGAUCAAUGUCAAUGCGGUUGCUGCAUCAUUGAGUCCUCCUAUGGGACAGACCUCUGCGACUAUGAGUGAAAGGGAAGAAUUUAAAGGGGUGAAAUGGGAUUAUCGACUGACUCCUGGAAAGGGGAGACAUGGGUUGAUCAUUGGAUAA